CGGAGCUAGAGGUCUGCUGUUCCCAUGCCGACCGCCGCUAGCGUCUGUCCCCUCCUCCCCCCGCACCCCCCAUACGGAGAGCGCCGAGAGACAGAAAAGGCCGGGGCGGCUGGGCGAUGAAACGCGCUUCUGCUCCGGGAUGGAGGGGCCGGGGCAGCCAGAGCCUGAAGAAGUAGGAAUGACUGAAGUGCAGGAGCCUGUCGAAUCACCAGCAGCAGUAAUUGAGUCACCCGGGGACCAAUCACCUAUAGUUGAAUUGCCGACAUCAGUGGACCAGUCACCUAUAGUCGAAUUGCCAACAUCAGUGGACCAGUCACCUACAGAUGAAUUGCCAGAGUCCGUGGCCAGAUUACUCAUGGUUGAAUUGCCAGAGGCCGAGGCUGAAUCAUCCGUGGCUGAAUUGCCAACUGUGGCCCAAGUACCUGUGUGUGAAUUGUCACCAUUUGUGGGCAAGCCACCUGUGGCUGAGCCAGCAGAGACUGUAGUCGAAACACCUGUGGCUGAAUCAGCAGCAGUGGUCGAAUCACCAGAAGUUGAAGAGCCUAUGGUGUAUGAAGACCCCUUUGAAGUUUCUGUUAUGUACAUGGAGAAACAUAACAUUCUGCAGAUAUUUCAGGAGAUCACUGAAAACUUGGUGUAUGAGAAGCCCGAUGACCCCUUACAGUUCAUGUUGCUGCAGGUGCAGUCCAUGAUGAACAAGCAGCUGGAAAUGGAGGGGGAAGAGGAGGAAGAGGAGGAGCUGGGUGGUGACAGCUUCUACAUAGCAGAGGACUUUCUUGGUGGCCACCAGUGACCUUGGCAACAUGGUUGUUAGCACAGGGCCUCUGGCUAGCACUGCACUCUCACGCUUGAUGGAAAUGGUUUUGAACUGGUCUGAUGGUAACUGAG
Molecule: messenger RNA, 888 nt
Organism: Mauremys reevesii (Reeves's turtle)
Lineage: Eukaryota; Metazoa; Chordata; Testudines; Geoemydidae
Gene: TEX55
Product: testis expressed 55
Exons: 4
Coding region: 140-793 (217 amino acids)
Source: RefSeq, a predicted model, not a curated record